AUGACUACACACGGGCUAGGUUUAUACAGCAUAGGGCUAUACAUGUUGUUUUGCUUUCUCUUACGUCAUGCCGAUUUGUACAAUUUAGACAUACCGCACGCUAUUCCACUCAGGGGUCCGAAUGGAUCAUUUUUUGGAUAUUCUGUGUUGCUCCACAAGCAUCAGCAACAGACAUGGUGCGUGUUAACAUUUUAAUGCGAUUAAAAUGUAAAUGAUUGAGUGUGCAACAGAAUGGAAUGUUUAUUUUAGUUUGGUGAACUUGUUUUUAAUCUUCCCAUUAUGUUCUCCACAUUUAUGACUGUCAAAUUCUGUCUGUUAUAGGGUAAUAGUUGGUGCACCAGUUGCAAAUUCAAAGUUCAACCAGGCUGUCAGGAAUCCUGGAGUAAUCUACAAGUGCAAAAUUACAGACAAGAAGGACUGUGAACAGAUUCAACUCGGUUAGUAUAUUAAUCAAUGAUUAACUGUCGCCAUACUUAAUCCCAUGUUAUUGUAGAUUUACCGCACCAACAAUCUUUAGAUACUUUAAGUAUAGCUUUUUCAUCAUUCAUCUCACAUUUUUGGGACAGCCUGAUUGGGAUUCAAACCCGGGGACCUUCUUCUGUCAGUCAACCUCUUUAUGCGGUCGUUAUUGUAGGUGUUGUAUUAAGAUCUCCACAAUAUCAAUAGUGCUUCAGUGUCCCCCCAGUGUCCUUUUACACCAGGGGUGGGAAACUCAUUUAGCCCUGCAGCCUGAUUGGGAUUCAAACCCGGGGACCUUCUUCUGUCAGUCAACCUCUUUAUGCGGUCGUUAUUGUAGGUGUUGUAUUAAGAUCUCCACAAUAUCAAUAGUGCUUCAGUGUCCCCCCAGUGUCCUUUUACACCAGGGGUGUGAAACUCAUUUAGCCCUGCAUUUCCUCUGUCAAAAUUUGCAAAAAAUAGUCCUCUAUCCAUUGUUUUUUUAUAUUUUCAAUGCUCCCUGAUUGUCUUGCUUUCGUUUCGGUGAUUGUUAGCAAGCUGGACAGAGUGAAGAAACUAUAUAAAUGUAGGUCCAUUUAAAUUUCUACCCUAUUUUUUUAUUUGGUUUUAGUCAAAUUUGAUUUCAAUGUAGAUUGAGGAAAAUAGAUUCAGCAAAAAUAUUGUAGCGACCGUGACCCCACACCUAGCGACCUCAUCAAGAUGUUCAGACCUCUUGGCGUAAGGUUAAGGUGGUGGCUUGACAGUUGCUGGACCCAGGUUUGAGUCCCAGUCAGGGCUAAGAUUGGUGUCAGAAGUGGGAUGGCGCCCGUGAUGCCAUUGGAGAGUUAUGUACACGUGAGCAUGAGGACAUGCUCUCUGGAAGGAAGGGGGUAAUGUAGUGACCUUAACCCAACACCUAGUGACCUUGUCAAUAGGUUUGGACCUCUUAGCGUAAAGGUUAAGGUGAUGAUCACAGUUAAGUCUUAGAUAUAGCCCAACAUAUUGUAAUAAACUACAUUUGUAAACUAAAUAGCAUUUGUUUGUGUUUGUUUUGCUUUUUUCAUGCUUUGAGAUUCUUUCUGUAAUGAAAAGGCUAAGCAAAUUAAAUGCAUUAUUAUUUAUUAGUAACACCCAGACUGCACUAGAAGCAGUCUUCAGAUACUUAAAUACCCAGGGUUUCCCCUCUAACUACCUCAUCUACAGUUGCCAGGAGCUAGUUUGGUGCUGGGUUGAUUUCCUGAUAAACUCAUGCUUGUCCUGGGUUGAUGACAAAUGUGUUGCUGUUGUUGUUUAAUUUCUCCAUGUAGGUGUGAUGAGUGACAUGCCCUGUGGCAGACACUGCUCUGCUGAGGUUGAUAACCAGUGGCUUGGUGUGAGCCUCUCCAGGCGGCAGCGGGAUGGACUUGUGUUGGUAUGUGUAGUGUGGAAUGAAAUUUAAACCAACAUUAUUUGUUUAUUUGAAUGUAUUUCAUUUCACAUUUCAGGCCUGUGGACAUCGUUGGAAAAAUGUCUUCUUCACCAAAAAAGACCAUUCAAAUAAGUUGCCACAUGGUGUAUGCUACAAAUUGGAGGCGGACUUGAUUCAAUCAAGUCCUUUAAUUCCAUGCUACAGAGGUAUGGAAAUAUUGCAUCACUCAACAUGACUGUCCAGGAAUAUUGUCUUGCUGUAUGAAUGAAUGAAUGAAUGGAUGAAUGAAUUAAAGAACAUGUAGGUUUGGUUGAUGAGCUGAUAUACCAUCUCUAGUGUUUUUUAUCCCCCACUAUGAAUAGUUUGUAUCAACCAUUGUUGUCCUUCCACAUUUGUUUUGUUUUUUAAUAGAUCACCAAAAACAGUUUGGCAAUGACUACGCAUCAUGUCAAGCAGGGAUUUCAAAUGUCCUUAUCGGGGUAUGCUUGAAAUAUUUCUGCUCUCAGAGAAUUCUAACUUAUUGCAAAUUCUCAUUGUAAUAUUGCACAUUAAAUUGAGAUUAGUUAUAUUGGUGUGUACUGUUAUGCUUAACAGGACCUCAUAGUAAUGGGAGCCCCUGGAACCUUGUAUUGGACUGGGUCUGUUUUUGCCCACAACAUAUCCAGCCAGGUCACUGCUGCCUACUUGGAUGAUAACGUCGUCCUCUAUGGAAGUUAUUUGGGUAAGUUAAUUAGGGAAGUGAACUGACAUUACCUUUACACUAGUUAUAUUCAUAUCUUGUCUUUCUAUCAUCUCAAAGUGACUGACAUUCAAUACAUGUACAGUAGGGUGACCAUACUGUCCUUUCCCUCUCUCUCUCUCUCUCUCAGUUGUUGUUGAGAAAAAAUCAUUUGAAUGAUCAGACACUGAACUAUAACAAAUCACCCUCAUAAAUUGAAGAACUCAGAAAUCACACAUGGCCCUGUUUGAAAACUCUUAUAAGGCAUUUUACACUUCUCUAUUCCUUGAAUUAAUCACUGAUCUGACAACAUGUGGUGUAUCACAUAUAGUAUGUUCAGGGUGUUAAAAGGUUGAUUCAAAACGAGACUAAAACAGGUUCUCCUAAAAGAGGCUUCUGGAGGUCAGUGUGCAUGGGAGAGAUCAUGAUACCCAGGUCUUGAACAUUCCACAGCUUCCUUCUUGAAAACCAAAACUUAAAAAAGAAACCAGCACAGUGAAACCAUGUACAUUGAACUUUCACCUGUAGUAUGCACAUGUCAAAUAAUAUCAAUACCAUUUCAAAUAGAAGGGAAGGCAUAUUAUGCGAUGCAAGUUCCAAAUACUAUGACUCCAGUUUGUAUUGUAUGCAUCUAUCUCUCUCUCUCUCUCUCUCUCUCUCUCUCUCCUCUCUCUCUCUCUCUCCUCUCUCUCUCUCUCUCUCUCUCUCUCUCUCUCUCUCUCUCUCUCUCUCUCUCUCUCCUAGUCCUAACCCUAAACUCCCCUGCACUUUUCUAUCACACAAUUAUCACACUUAUCUCCUGACAGGUUAGAUGAAUCCAUUGUGUAUGUAUGUAAGCAGUGAAACUGAUGCAGUGUCUCUCUCUUGAUUUAGGUUACUCAGUCAGCGCUGGCCACUUCCUGCACCCAGACUCCACUGAGGUAGUGGGAGGAGCCCCCCAGUAUGGGCAGACUGGUAGAGUAAGAGUUAACACUGCAUCCCUUUCCAACCCACUGUCAUCUACAGGAAAACAGAGAUACACUCAGGUCCUGUUCAAAUAUUGUUUAAAUGCAUUCUUCCUUCCUCCCUUCCUUGAAGUAAUCACUGACCAGAGAUUACUGUAUCGGUGUGAGCAAAUGUUCUAUUUUAUUCCUUCUUUAAAUUUGUCAUGUCAGAUCAGUGAUUAAUUCAAGAAAUAGAGAAGUGUAAAAUGCCUUAUAAGAGUUUUCAAACAGGGCCAUGUGUGAUUUCUGAGUUCUUCAAUUUAUGAGGGUGUUUUGUUAUAGUUCAGUGUCUGAUCAUUCAAAUGAUUUUUUCUCAAUAACUUUUCCGCAGGACAUCCUCACAAAUCAUAAAUGGGCCUUUUGGCCAAACAUUAUUGAACCCUGAUCUUGAGGGCCACAUAACCAUUGCUAUAAGAAUGGACAAAAAACCAAUCCCUUUCUUACACAUGAGUUUAUGCCUCAGCAUCAGACAGUGCAGUCUCCAAAUGUAAGUGUCCGACCCACUCUGUAUCUUCCCCAGGCCUACAUCUUUAGCAUGGAGUCCAGCACACUGAGCAUCAUCUCUGAGGUCAAAGGUCAAAAGGUGAGGAAGGGUCAUUACCAUGUUAUGUCUACAUAGGGAGAUUAGGUUUUGUCAUGUUAUGGCUACGCUGGAUAAUGUUUUGUCUAUAUUUUGGUGAUGUUAUGUCUUCGUUGAAAUGGUACUUCUCAAAGCGUAUGAUAAUUUUCUGAAAGGGAAUAUGUGCCGUCAAUAACAACGCUGACAUUAUCCAAUGGAUGCUCUCUGAUGUGCAGAUCGUAUUGAACUACCAUUGGGUUACCUUAUCCAAUCAUAAGGCUUUAAAUACUUCAUAUCUCCCAUCAUUUAAAGGUCUUUGGGUUUGUUACACAAGGGUGCGGUUUCCCAGACACAGAUUAGGUCUAGUGCUGGACUAAAAAGCACUGUCAAUGGAGUCUUCAUUGAGAAUGCUUUUUAGUCCAAUACAGGCUUCAUCUCUUUCUGGGAAACCGACCCAAGUUGUGUUUUUUUUCUCUUUUGCAUCCUGUUCACAGCUGGGUUCCUAUUUUGGGGCCACUGUGUGUGCGGUGGACCUGAACGCUGAUGGCCUGUCUGACCUGCUGGUGGGAGCUCCAAUGUUCAGCACCGUGAGGGAGGAGGGCCGUGUGCACAUCUACAUGAACCAGGGACAGGUGAGCAAAUAGUCGUCCCCCAGACAAGUUACUGUAUGGUGGAGGGCUGGUCGAUCUAGAGGCCUAAUUUACAUAUUUGUACUUUGUUACAGCAGUAGGGUUUCAAAAUUCUGGUAACUUUCCCAGGUUUUCCAGAUAUCCUGGUUGGAGGAUUGUGGAUUUCCUCCAAUUUCCAAUUGGUCUCUAGACACAAUGCUGUUGAACUUCUAUUUAAUAAAAGCUAUUUUUUCCCCUUCCUCAGGCUAACAUGAAGGAGAUGGAAUUUACAUUAGCAGGGAGAGAUUCAUAUGCAUCCCGGUUUGGGGAAAGUAUCACAAGUCUUGGAGAUAUCGACGAUGAUGGCUAUCCAGGUAAAUGUAUAUUUGCCAUUUGGGUCCAAAAUUGAUUAACAGCUGCAGAGUGAAACACAAAAGUCCCUUUCUUAAGCUAGUUUGGCCAGUGACAGAAUCUCAAAAUGUGAGAAUAGAUUGAAAUGAAUAGACUGCCUAACUGCUUUGCAGAUGUUGCAGUUGGGGCACCACAAGAGGAUGACCUACAUGGUGCUAUUUAUAUCUACAAUGGGAGGAAGACGGGACUUGAACAAUACUUUUCUCAAGUAUGUCCCCAGCCAGUGUUUGUGUUUGUGCAUGGGAAUGAGUGUGUGUGCGUUUGUGCAUGUGUCUGUCCCCACACUCUUAGAAAAAACUGUGCUAUCUGGAACCUAAAACGGUUCUUCGGCUGUCCUCACAGGAGAACCCUUUGAAGAAACCUUUAGGUUCCAGGUAGAACCCUUUUGGGUUCAAUGUAAAACCCUUUUCACAGAGGGUUCUACAUGGAACCCAAAAUACUUCUACCUAAAACCAAAAAGGGUUCUCCUAUGGAGACAGCCGAAGAACCCUUUUGGAACCCUUUUUUCUAAGAGUGAGUUUAACUGCUGGAAAUAUUAGUUCUGACUGAAUUCCCUAAAACAGUUUUUUACUCAGCUUGUGUGUUACAGUACUACUGUAAAGCUUGUUGGUUUGUUCAAUCACACAUCCAGUAUGAGUACAUCACUAUCGGUGACGAGACAAUGUAUAAUGGAAGAAACAAUGAUAAUGGUGCUUCGAUCUUUCCAACUCACAAGAAAUGUUAUUAAUUCUCUCCAUUUAAACAGAGGAUUGCUGGGUCUGCUUUGGGUAGUGCCUUCAAGAUGUUUGGCCAGUCUGUUUCUGGGGGCAUUGAUGUUGAUGAAAACGGUUACCCAGGUAAGACACUCCCAUCCCCCAACAACCCUUUCCUUCCUUCCUUCCUUCCUUCCUUCCUUCCUUCCUUCCUUCCUUCCUUCCUUCCUUCCUUCCUUCCUUCCUUCCUUCCUUCCUUCCUUCCUUCCUUCCUUCCUUCCUUCCUUCCUUCCUUCCUUCCUUCCUUCCUUCCUUCCUUCCUUCCUUCCUUCCUUCCUUCCUUCCUCUAUCUAUCUCUCUUUCUCUCUCUUUCUCUCUCUUUCUCUCUCUUUCUCUCUCUUUCUCUCUCUUUCUCUCUCUAUCUCUCUCUACCUAUCAUUCAAUCUAUUUCUCAGUUAACCUAUUCAUUCAUAUUGAUAUAGCCUACAUUUUCCUUCUGUCAAACAAACCACAUUACUUUUUAAUUCAUAUUUAAUAUUCAUAUACUGUUAAAGAUUACAGUGUAACCUUGUAAGACAAACUGGUAGUAAGGUAACAUUUCCUCUCCCAAUAUCUGUCCACAGAUGUGGCCGUGGGAGCCUUUCUGUCCGACUCUGCCGUUGUUCUGAGGUACAGUAAGAGCGCACCUGCAUUCACGACAGAAGACACAGCUUAACAAUCUGGACUUGAGAGUCUGAAGAAUAUAAUAUUUUUUUGAGAUUCCCCUUCAUUUUGUGUGUGUGUAUGUGUGUGUGUAUGUUUUGUGGGUGUAUGUAUUGUCUGUGUGUGCGUGUGUGUGUGCGUGUGUGUGUUUGUGUUACGCGUGUUUCCGUCUCUGGGUGGUAGGACGCGGGCGGUUGUUGUGGUGGAGGCGACGGUACUUCUUCCUCGUAGUGUGAACCGCACCUAUGCCCUGUGUACAGAGAACAGCCAGCCUGCCGUUUGCCUCAACACCACUGUGUGCUUCCAGUUGCACGCACGAAAUGUCUCUGGGCUCAUCGGUGAGACACCACACCCCACUCCACCCUAACACACCACACCACACCACAUCACACAUAUGAUUAUCCCAUAACUGUGUCCCACAUGCAGAAAUGCUAUACAACCUGACGGCUGACGUCAAGCACAAAGAGGGGCUCCAGUCCAGAUUCUUCUUCACCACCAACGGCACAGCGUUAUCAAAUGCCACAGCAGGCAGGAUCAAGACCAGGCAUGGCCAUAUGACCUGUGUUACCCACCUGGCCUUUCUGAGGGUGAGUGGACUGGGGGCUGGAGGUGACAAGGGCAGGGAAUGGGGGGACAGAGUUUGAUGGAGAGGUGUAGUAGUGUGAUCUCUGCCCCAGAGAGGUUCUGCUUCAGUAGAUGUGUUUGUGUCAAAUCAAUCAAAUAUUUCUGAUAUUGCUAUUAAUAUCAAGAAUGUGGAUUUUUUUUAAAAGUAGGCCUACAUCUGCUAGUCAGAAUGUGUGUGCAUGUGUGUGUGUGGUGUGUCCGUAGAAGUGGAGGUGAUGUUGACAACAUGUGGUGUAUCACAUAUAGUAUGUUCAGGGUGUUAAAAGGUUGAUUCAAAACGAGACUAAAACAGGUUCUCCUAAAAGAGGCUUCUGGAGGUCAGUGUGCAUGGGAGAGAUCAUGAUACCCAGGUCUUGAACAUACCACAGCUUCCUUCUUGAAAACCAAAACUUGAAAAAGGAACCAGCACAGUGAAACCAUGUACAUUGAACUUUCACCUGUAGUAUGCACAUGUCAAAUAAUAUCAAUACCAUUUCAAAUAGAAGGGAAGGCAUAUUAUUCGAUGCAAGUUCCAAAUACUAUGACUCCAGUUUUGUAUUGUAUGCAUCCGUGCAUGUCACAUUAUUACAAUGUUAAAUUGACUCCCGAGUGGCGCAGUGGUCUAAGGCACUGCAUCGCAGUGCUAGCUGUGCCACUAGAGGUCUUGGUUCGAGUCCAGGCUCUGUCGCAGCCGGCCGCGACCGGGAGACCCAUGGGCGGCGCACAAUUGGUCCAAGGUAGGGGAGGGUUUGGCCGGCAGGGAUGUGGGUUCGUUUCCCACGGGGGGCCAGUAUAAAAAAAAAACAUGUAUGCAUUCACUAACUGUAAGUCGCUCUGGAUAAGAGCGUCUGCUAAAUGACAAAAAAAAAAAAAAUAAAAAAUUUUCAAGUUCGUGUUUUUUAGGUAUCUGUGCUGUUUUACAUGACAAAAAUGUUGCUCAUAGUAUGCCAAAGAGAAGAAACAGCUUACCCAUUACUUAAUUGCAAUCCACCUGAAAACAGUGGUGAAUAUAGCUACAGUACAGUAGCUUUGACUAAGUCUUGUUCCUUCCCCUUCCUCCCCUUUCCAGAGAGAUGUUCGGGACAUCUUCACCCCCAUCCACUUUGAGCUACGGUAUGAGCUGGGGGAGCACAAUGUGGUGAGGGGCAACUCCAGGAGCUUUCCCCCUCUCAGGCCUGUGCUCAAGAGGGGAGGGGAGUACAGCAACUUACUGACCAACAAGGUAGGUUAAGGUGGAGUUCAAAGACUAGGGGCCCUGUUCAAAUACUUUGAAAUAAACCAUUCCUUUAUUCUAUGUUUCCUUAAGAUAAUCAAAGAUCAUACGUGAUUGGACAGGGGAAAGCAGGAUUGUCACCCAAUUAACCCAUUGUCAAAGAUUGUGGUGCAUUGAGUGGUUUUCUCCAUUGGUUUGAAUGGGAGAUUGGUCUUCCUGGGAAAAUGUUGUCCUGGUUACAACAGUAGCUAAGGAGAGCAGGACUUGACAAUGGGUCAAUUCAGAUAUGGACUGUACUUGAAGGAUGGGAUUUAUUUUCAAAAUAUUCAAACAGGGCCAACCAGUGGUGUGCUAUAUUAUUGUACUGUGUAGUAUGUAGUUAAUGCAUGAUUCAUCGUUUAGUAUCCUGGUUGUUCCAAGUUGGGCAUGAUAUGGCACUGGUAUGUGUAUAGUAUAUGUGUCAUUUUGUGCGAGGGUGGGUGGGUUUUCAGCCUUCUCUACUGGAAAUUUCACACAAGAUUAACAAAUUCCAUUGGCAAUUCUAACAUGUUCCAUGGUAUGUGAAAUUAGUUUCAAAUACAUUUUAAAUGUAUAUAGGAACAAAAAAUGCACUCCUCACAAAAAUGGUGUGAUUAUUUUAUUUUCACCACAUUUCUAACAUGUACAUUUCCGGCACUAUUUAGUAGUGAUUCUUGCAUUGUGCUUUGCACCUGAAGAGGAAGUAGUAAAUUAACUCACUAAAGGUAACAGCGUCCCACAGACUGUAUUCACCAGGUACUGUGCCUGGGCCAACUGUUCCACCAAUCUGCAAGUGUCUGCACAGCUGCUGCUACCGAGGUGAGCUCCUCCUCCCUCAGAUCAUCUAUCUUAAUCUUUACUCUUGAAUUUACUUGUUUCAUUUCACUCUGUGAAUUUAAUCUGGCGAGCACGGUUAGGAAUCAUUUCAUGCUGUGAAUACAGGGAAAAUAGGGGCUAUCUAUUGAUAAUGAGUGCAUGAAAAUGGUAGUAGGUUAUAUAUUAUAUUAUGUACAGUGAGGGGAAAAAAGUAUUUGAUCCCCUGCUGAUUUUGUACGUUUACCCACUGACAAAGAAAUUAUCAGUCUAUAAUUUUAAUGGUAGGUUUAUUUGAACAGUGAGAGACAGAAUAACAACAAAAAAAUCCAGAAAAACGCAUGUCAAAAUUUUAUAAAUUGAUUUGCAUUUUAAUGAGGGAAAUAAGUAUUUGACCCCUCUCAAUCAGAAAGAUUUCUGGCUCCCAGGUGUCUUUUAUACAGGUAACGAGCUGAGAUUAGGAGCACACUCUUAAAGGGAGUGCUCCUAAUCUCAGCUUGUUACCUGUAUAAAAGACACUUGUACACAGAAGCAAUCAAUCAAUCAGAUUCCAAACUCUCCACCAUGGCCAAGACCAAAGAGCUCUCCAAGGAUGUCAGGGACAAGAUUGUAGACCUACACAAGGCUGGAAUGGGCUACAAGACCAUCGCCAAGCAGCUUGGUGAGAAGGUGACAACAGUUGGUGCGAUUAUUCGCAAAUGGAAGAAACACAAAAGAACUGUCAAUCUCCCUCAGCCUGGGGCUUCAUGCAAGAUCUCACCUCGUGGAGUUGCAAUGAUCAUGAGAACGGUGAGGAAUCAGCCCAGAACUACACGGGUGGAUCUUGUCAAUGAUCUCAAGGCAGCUGGGACCAUAGUCACCAAGAAAACAAUUGGUAACACACUACGCCGUGAAGGACUGAAAUCCUGCAGUGCCCGCAAGGUCCCCCUGCUCAAGAAAGCACAUAUACAGGCCCGUCUGAAGUAUGCCAAUGAACAUCUGAAUGAUUCAGAGGAGAACUGGGUGAAAGUGUGGUCAGAUGAGACCAAAAUCGAGGUCUUUGGCAUCAACUCAACUCGCCGUGUUUGGAGGAGGAGGAAUGCUGCCUAUGACCCCAAGAACAGCAUCCCCACCAUCAAACAUGGAGGUGGAAACAUUAUGCUUUGGGAGUGUUUUUCUGCUAAGGGGACAGGACAACUUCACAGCAUCAAAGGGACGAUGGACGGGGCCAUGUACCAUCAAAUCUUGGGUGAGAACCUCCUUCCCUCAGCCAGGGCAUUGAAAAAGGGUCGUGGAUGGGUAUUCCAGCAUGACAAUGACCCAAAACACACGGCCAAGGCAACAAAGGAGUGGCUCAAGAAGAAGCACAUUAAGGUCCUGGAGUGGCCUAGCCAGUCUCCAGACCAUAAUCCCAUAGAAAAUAUGUGGAGGGAGCUGAAGGUUCGAGUUGCCAAACGUCAGCCUCGAAACCUUAAUGACUUGGAGAAGAUCUGCAAAGAGGAGUGGGACAAAAUCCCUCCUCAGAUUGUGCAAACCUGGUGGCCAACUACAAGAAACAUAAUAAUAAUAUGCCAUUUAGCAGACGCUUUUAUCCAAAGCGACUUACAGUCAUGCGUGCAUACAUUUUUGUGUAUGGGUGGUCCCGGGGAUCGAACCCACUACCUUGGCGUUACAAGCGCCGUGCUCUACCAGCUGAGCUACAGAGGACCACAACAUCUGACCUCUGUGAUUGCCAACAAGGGUUUUGCCACCAAGUACUAAGUCAUGUUUUGCAGAGGAGUCAAAUACUUAUUUCCCUCAUUAAAAUGCAUAUCAAUUUAUAACAUUUUUGACAUGCGUUUUUCUGGAUUUUUGUUGUUGUUUUCUGUCUCUCACUGUUCAAAUAAACCUACCACUAAAAUUAUAGACUGAUCAUGUCUUUGUCAGUGGGAAAACGUACAAAAUCAGCAGGGGAUCAAAUACUUUUUUCCCUCACUGUAUAUGUGGGUGCGUGCAUGUGUAUCUCUUUCCUUCCCUCCUCUCUCAUCUCUGCCCUGCAUCUUUCGGUCAGAGCCAUGAGGUUUGUCACCCUCUACAUGUCUUGAUUGCUCUUUACUGUAUGUGCUAGUAACUGUUACUCAGUCAGACAAAACCACAGCUGGACUCUGAGGUCUAAUUGUAAGAACUUUGAUUAUCUUUCUCUCUUUAUCUCACUUUAUAACUCUCUCUCUCUCUCACUCCUUCUCAGGACACACAGAGACAUGCCAUACGUUGCUCUGGGGGAGGGGAAGACCAUUCUACUGAACGUUACACUGUCCAAUGCUGGCGACGCUGCCUUCCUCCCCAUGCUUCACCUGAGAUACCCCAGCAAUCUCUACUUCAUCAAAGUGUUGGACGCUGUAGGAGCACUGCUAGCUGCUAACACAACCUUACACCUACCACCGAUGUCUUAUCUACUGUCAAACUGAAAUGUUGUUUAUUAGUCCACUAUUGAUACAAACCCUAAAAUUGUGUAUGUCAGCAGUCAAGUUUUUAAGAUCCCUUUCAGUACAGAGCAAAACUGUGAUCAUGAUGCGUUUUGAACUAUCCCUUUGAUACAGAGGGCUCUUGGCUCAUGCACAUGGGGCAUAUUGCAAACUGAAUGGGUCUAACUGAAUGUGGCACAUGUCAUUGCAGGAGGAGAAAUAUGUGAGCUGUAAAAUCGCAGAGGAAGAGAAGACAAGUGUCGGGCUGGAUUGCAGCGUGGGAAAUUUGUUUCUCAACGCCUUGGCCAAAGUAUGUACUUAAAGGGCAACUCCACCGCUUUUCAACUUCAUUUUCAUUAUCUGUGUCAACAUAUGUGAAAACGGCACACUUCUAUGUUUUGUAGAAACAACUGUAAAGUUAAAAAGGUUCUACCCGAUGACAUCAUCAAAAGUAAAACAUUCUAAAAACUGUGAUUUUCAAACAUGACAUUCGCGGUGAUGUGGGGAGCAAGAAAAUAUCCUCUGUUGUGCUAAAAACUCAUUGCAGGUUUUGGAAGUUAGUGUUUUUUACUUUUAAUCCUACCCUGCGAUGUCACACAGCAUUUUUUUUAGGACAUUUACAUUUAUAUUUCAGUCAUUUAGCAGACGCUCUUAUCAAGAGCGACUUACAGUUAGUGAAUGAAUACAUUUUCAUACUGGCCCCCGUGGGAAACGAACCCACAACCCUGGCGUUGCAAGCGCCAUGCUCUACCAACUGAGCUACAGGGGACCUUUCGUCUUAUCUUUUUAACCACAAAUCAUAGAAGCGUGCUGUUUUCACAUAUGUAGAGACUGGUUUGGUGCUAGAGAUAAUGAAUAUGAGGUUGAAAAGUGGCGGAAUUGCCCUUUAAAAGGUCCCACCAAAACAGGUUGAAAUGUCAUGCAGCCUUUUCAAACAGCUCAUACACUAAAAGGACAUUAUCAUCAUUUUCACAAUUUCACAUUGUUAUUCCAACCUCAUAGUGUGGAAAUAUAUAUAAAACACAGAAAAAUCACGUUUUUGACAGCACUGGGCUUGCACAGAAAGUACAAAAAGAGUUAAGCCCUCUUCUGCAAGGUUUUUCAGUCCAUUUACUUUUAAUUCCCUUGUGUGUGUUUUGUUAUCAAAAUACACUUCCUGGGUCACCAAAAGUGGUUCUGGGUCGUGUUCAUUAGAGAAUACUAUAGCAAAACAUCUUGCAAUGGAAAAGGACUAGUAUCUCCUCAUUUCACUCUGUUUUCUUCUGUUCUAUGCCUACUAAACACUACCCUGAUGUAUUUUUGUGAAACAAUGUCAUGAUCUGACAGAACAUAUUUAGAAUUUCUCAUGAUAUUAUGUCUCUAUCUCUUGCCCUCAAAGGUUAAUAUCAGCUUUCUGCUGGAUGUCAGUCCUGACAGUGAACCUGGUGACCUGAACAUUAUAAUCAAUGCAACCCGGUAAACAUUUACUGUCUCUUAUAUUUUUUAACACUGUCCUGUUUUCACUUGCUUUCCCUCUUGAUAACGAAAAAAUCUACGAAGGUAGCUGUUUGGAAUCUUAAACUGUUUUUUUUGUGUUAUGUGGUGGAUCUGGGCAUUUGUACUGAGUGUACAAAACAUUAAGAACACCUUCCCAAUAUUGAGUUGCAAUCCCCCCUCCCCCCUUUGCCCUCAGAACAGCCUAAAUUCGUCGGGGCAUGGACUCUACAAGGUGUCGAAAGCAUUCCACGGGGAUGCUGGCCCACAGUUGUCUUUUCACCUUUGGUUGGAUUGGCUGGGUGUCCUUUGGGUGGUGGACCAUUCUUGAUACACAUGGGAAACUGUUGAGCGUGAAAAACCCAGCAGCAUUGCAGUUCUUGACAAAAACCGGUGCGCCUAGCACCUACUACCAUACCCCAUUCAAAGGCACGUAAAUAUUUUGCCUUGCCCAUUCACCCUCUGAAUGACACACAUACACAAUCAAUGUCUCAAUUGUCUCAAGGCUUAAAAAUCCUUCUCAACAUGUCUCCUCCUCUUCAUCUACACUGAUUGAAGUCGAUUUAACAGGUGAUAUCAAUAAGGGAUCGUAGCUUUCACCUGGAUUCACCUGCUCAGUCUAUGUCAAAGAAAGAGCAGGUGUUCUUAAUGUUUUGUUCACCCAUUGUAUGUAUGUAAUAUAUAUAAUAUAUAUAUAUAUAUAUAUAUAUAUAUAUAUAUAUAUAUAUAUAUAUAUAUACAGUACCAGUCAAAAGUUUGGACACAGCUACAUAUUCAAGGCUUUUUCUUUAUUUUUACUAUUUUCUACAUUGUGGCAUAAUAGUGAAGACAUCAAAACUAUGAAAUAACACAUAUGGAAUCAUGUAGUAACCCAAAAAGUGUUUGAUUUUAUAUUCUUCAAAUAGCCACCCUUUGCCUUGAUGACAGCUUUGCACACUCUUGGCAUUAUCUCAACUAGCUUUACCUGGAAUGCUGUUACAACAGUCUUGAAGGAGUUUCCACAUACGCUGAGCACUUGUUAUCUGCUUUUCCUUCACUCUGCCGUCCAACUCAUCCCAAACCAUCUCAAUUGGGUUGAUGUCUGAGAAUUGUAGAGGCCAGGUCAUCUGAUGCAGCACUCCAUCACUCUCCUUCUUGGUAAAAUAGCCCUUACACAGCCUGGAGGUGUGUUGGGUCAUUGUCCUGUUAAAAAACAAAUGAUAGUCCCACUAAGCCCAAAACAAAUGGGAUGGCGUAUCGCUGUAGAAUGCUGUGGUACCCAUGCUGGUUAAGUGUGCCUUGAAUUCGAAAUAAAUCACGGACAGUGUCACCAGCAAAGCAUCCCCACACCAUAACACCUCCUCCUCCAUGCUUUACGGUGGGAAAUAGACAUGCGGAGAUCAUCCGUUCACCCACAUCGCGUCUCACAAAGACACGGCGGUUGGAACCAAAAAUCUCAAAUUUGGACUCCAGACCAAAGGACACAUUUCCACCGGUCUAAUGUCCAUUGCUCGUGUUUCUUGGCCCAAGCAGGUCUCUUCUUCUUAUUGGUGUCCUUUAGUAGUGGUUUCUUUGCAGCAAUUUGACCAUGAAGGCCUGAUUCACACAGUCUCCUCUGAACAGUUGAUGUUGAGAUGUGUGUGUGACUUGAACUCUGUGAAGCAUUUAUUUGGGCUGCAAUUUCUGAGGCUGGUUACUCUAAUGAACUUAUCCUCUGCAGCAGAAGUAAUUCUGGGUCUUCCAUUCCUGUGGCGGUCCUCAUGAGAGCCAGUUUCAUCAUAGCGCUUGAUGGUUUUUGCGACUGCACUUUCAAAGUUCUUGAAAUGUUCCGUAUUGACUGACCUUUAUGUCUUAAAGUAAUGAUGGACUGUCGUUUCUCUUUGCUUAUUUGAGCUGUUCUUGCCAUAAUAUGGACUUGGUCUUUUACCAAAUAGGGCUGUCUUCUGUAUACCCCCCCUACAUUGUCACAACACAACUGAUUGGCUCAAACGCAUUAAGAAGGAAAGAAAUUCCACAAAACAACUUUUAACAAGGCACACCUGUUAAUUUGCAUUCCAGGUGACUACCUCAUGAAGCUGGUUGAGAGAAUGCCAAGAGUGUGAAAAGCUGUCAUCAAGGCAAAGGGUGGCUAUUUGAAUAAUCUUUUGAUACGUGCAAAGCUGUCAUCAAGGCAAAGGGUGGCUAUUUGAAGAAUCGUUUAAUGUCUUCACUAUUAUUCUAAAAUGUAAAAAAUUGUAAAAAUAAAGAAAAACCCUUGAAUGAGUAGGUGUGUCCAAACUUUUGACUGGUAGUGUGUGUGUAUAUAUAUAUUGAAUAAAUCAGUCCCUCCUAAAACAUUACACCUGAACAUAUCUCUUUCUCUACACAGGGAGAAUUUUGAAAAUGAAAAUCUUCUCCAUGACAAUAUUGUUAAUCUUACUCUGCUAUUGAGAUAUGGAGUGAAUCUAAGCAUCCACGGGUAAGACAUGGUAUUACUGUAUUGUGUGCAAUAUUCUAGCAUACUACUUUAUAAACACUUAUAAAAUGUUGAUUUAUCAAUGUAUUUGUAAUUCUGUAUUCUGUGGCUGUAGUUUUGUAUCCCGAACAGAGUUUGUGUUUGGGGACUUUGAGGAUCCACGCUGCUCCGCUGAGAGGUUCAAUUACACUUUCAAGGUAUUGUUGUUAUAUGAUUUUCUAUAAUAACAGCACGGCCAGGCGAGAUAAUUGCAUUCUUUAACAGGAUUAUUAGAAAAAUGUAAUUGUCAUGAAUUCUGGCUAGGUCUCUAAUGUAAAGUUACGGCGCUUUAUGGUAUUAUUGUUCAUAUCUAGACAUGUAUCUUUUAAUAUCAUACUCAGGUUGUCAAUGUUGGUCCAAGCAUAUCUCACGGCACAAGAGUGGAAAUUGAUAUCCCCAAAGCUUUAGCACCGUAUCCAUACAGACUGCUCAACAUUUUGGACAUAAAG
This is a messenger RNA of Coregonus sp. 'balchen', 15981 nucleotides long. The record is from the annotation of a GenBank genome assembly. Lineage: Eukaryota; Metazoa; Chordata; Actinopteri; Salmoniformes; Salmonidae.